UUAUUAGUUCUCAUUACAUUUAUAAAAUACCUCGCACAUUUGUGAUUGACAUUGUCUUUCGCACUUUACAUCGCGCAUAUCGUCUUACAACAUGAUGCAAGCAUACGUGACCGUGAUCGUUCUUCUCAGCUUUUCAAGUUGUAUAUUUCACUCCUAUGGACAGGAUAUUAUUUUCCCUGGAGAAACUGAAAGACCUCUACGAUAUCCUAUGAAUCCAAUCAAGCCAAAUAACCCGAACAGUAAAAAUAAUUCAAAUAACUCAAACAAUUCAAACAAUCAAAAUAAUCCAAACAAUUCUAAUAAACCAAACAACCCAAACAAUACAAACAAUUCAAAUAAUUCUAAUAUUUCAAACAAUCAAAAUAAUUCAAAUAAUCUAAACAAUCCUAAUAAUCCAAACAACCCAAACAAUUCAAACAAUUCUAAUAAUUCAAACAAUCAAAAUAAUUCAAAUAAUUCAAACAAUUCAAAUAAUUCCAAUAAUUUAAACAAUCAAAAUAAUCUAAACAAUCCAAACAGCCCAAACAAUCAAAACAAUCCAAAUAAUCCAAAGGGUAAUAUGGUUGAAGAAGAAUAUAUAAAAUGUAUCAAUAAUUGCCAAUUCACCUCGGAAUAUAAUCCAGCGUGCGGAUCUGAUAAUAUCGUUUAUCAAAAUAUUGGAGCUUUAAAUUGUGCAGUAUCCUGUGGCAAUCCUAUUCAAAAAGUCGGUCUUGGUCUAUGUAUUACCACGACUCUCACUCCUACAACUGUAACAACAGACAGUCAAACUAGCCAAACUGGACAAAUCACUCAAGAACAAUACAUUAACUGUAUCGAUAAUUGCCAAUUCACCUUGGAAUAUAAUCCAGUAUGCGGAUCUGAUAGUGUCACUUACCAAAACGUUGGAGCUUUAAAUUGUGCAAUAAGUUGUGGAAAUCCUAUUCAAAAUUUAGGUCGUGCUCCAUGUACUACUACAACUCCCAUUCCUGUAACUCAACCAAUAAACAGUCAAACUACUGAAAAUGGACGAAUCACUCAAGAACAAUACAAUAACUGUGUCGAUAAUUGCGAACUUACCUCAGAAUCUAAUCCGGUGUGCGGAUCUGAUGGUGUUACUUACAAAAAUAUUGGAGCUAUAAAUUGUGCGAUAAACUGUGGAAAUCGUAAGUCAUUUUAUAAAAUAAUAUGUAUUUUAUAUUCAGCUAGUAAUGUAUUUUUUUUUUCUUCGCACAGCUAUUCAAAAUUUAGGACGUGCUCCAUGCAACCAAUAUUCCAGUACUAUAAGAUCGAGUGGUUAAGUUUUUUCUUAUUAUUUAAAGAUGACAUUUACUGAAAAAUGUAAAUUUUUGUAAAGAAAUCU
Molecule: messenger RNA, 1339 nt
Organism: Phymastichus coffea
Lineage: Eukaryota; Metazoa; Arthropoda; Insecta; Hymenoptera; Eulophidae
Exons: 9
Coding region: 92-1312 (406 amino acids)
Molecular function (GO): protein binding; serine-type endopeptidase inhibitor activity
Source: RefSeq, a predicted model, not a curated record